Messenger RNA from Sceloporus undulatus (fence lizard), 1171 nucleotides. It is a transcript of the gene IL1B, whose product is annotated as interleukin 1 beta. Gene Ontology annotation, biological process: positive regulation of gene expression; inflammatory response to antigenic stimulus; cytokine-mediated signaling pathway. Gene Ontology annotation, molecular function: cytokine activity; interleukin-1 receptor binding. The coding region runs from base 87 to 908 and encodes 273 amino acids. Lineage: Eukaryota; Metazoa; Chordata; Lepidosauria; Squamata; Phrynosomatidae. The transcript is spliced from 7 exons. The record is from RefSeq and is a predicted model, not a curated record.
GACGAGGAGGGGACCAAACCUGGGGGUCAGAGAACAAGCCUCUUUCCUGGAAAGCCAAGCCCUUCAGAAAAGCCAAGGAGAAAGCCAUGGCGAGGGUCCCCGAGUGCCAAGAUGAGACGAUGGACUUCUGCAGCAUGAACGAGAUCGAAUUCUACGCAGGGGACCAUACCGGCUCCAGCAAGGAUCCCUUCCCCGAAGAGCGGAGCCACCCCGCCUGUCACCCUCCUGAGGCCUGCGAGCUGGACAUCCAGGUCAAGAUCAGCAAGAGCGUUUCGGCCAAGGGCUUCCAGAAGGCUGCGGUCCUUGUGGUUGCCAUCGGGAGGAUGAGGAAGAACUCAGCAGCCAGGCUUUUCAGUGAUGAAGACCUGAUGGACAUCUUAAGCACCGUCUUAGAACCCGUCGACUUUAACACCUGUGGCAUUACGCACGCAGCCCACUCCGCCUACCAGUUCUCGGAGGACGUCUGCUGUGGCAUCCAGGACAUUGCCCAGAAGUCCCUCGUCCUGCAAGAGGCACCAACGGAGCUGGUGGCCCUCCACCUCCAGGGGCCCAACAUCAGCCAUGCAGUGAGGCUAAAGAUGUCCGUCUACCGGCCCAAGAGGGAGGCAGGCACUGACAAGACCCCCGUUGCCCUGAACAUCAAGGGGAAGAAGCUCUACUUGUCUUGUGUGCUGAAGGGGGGCCAGCCUGUCCUGCAGCUGGAGGAGGCCUCCCUCCAAGGCAACCUGGACCCCUCUGCGCUGGGCCGCUUCCUCUUCUUCCGCCUCUCCCGCGGGGGACACACGCGCUUCGAGUCGGCCGCCUUCCCCGACUGGUUCAUCUGCACCUCCCAGCGGAGCAACCAGGCUGUGGGCCUCACCAACCGCACCGGCCAGGCCCUCAUCGUGGACUACGACCUGACGGACUAGGCCUCUGGGGGGCUGCCCAUGGCCCCGGCCCCCGACCUUCCUCCUCGGCUGAAGGGGCAGAAGCGCCUGGCGCUGCCAACAGCCAGGGAAGGAGAGGCAGAGGCCUCUGAGACUGAGAGACUGGCCAGGCUCCUCUGGCCAGGCCCUGAUGGAGGAGCCCUGGCAGAACUGUCCUUGUUAUUUAUUGAUGUCUGUUGAUAUUUAAUGCCAGUAUUUAUUGAUAACUUAAUCGCCUGAACGAAAGAAUAAAGGAUGAAUUGACA